AUCAACCUUGCGUCUGCACGCACGUGUCGUCCGCCUUGCAGGAUUAAGGGUCAAGCUGGGCGGUUGCAGCGGGUAUGCAAUCUGACCUUCAUAUCUACAUUUCAUCUUCCACACAUCCCCUACAAAAUGCAUUGUGACAAGGCGCCGAGCUAUUGUUCAUCUGUCAAUUUCUAUCUUAUAUCACGCAGGUGGACGGUAUCGGCUCCAAUCUGAGCUUGUUUACCUCGUUGACCAACUCCAGCGAAUCACUGACUAGGUCUUCGAAAUAUCAAGGCAAGACUUUUCUACUCCCAUCUUCCCAUCAAAGAAACAACUUGCCAGACAUCCCAUGUCUGCAGCCGUUAGAGUCUGAAGCACAGAAACGCAGACUACAAUAAGGAUAGCAGAAGAUGCUCGGGCCCAUUUCAAGUCUCCCGCAUCUCGCGAUGCCUCAAAGACUCUUUCCGGGACGGUUGAGGCCAGGUUAUCGCCUAAACACCCCAGACGUGGGCAUCGGCAGCACAGCGAUUGAAGUCAUGGUCGGAGGUGCCUCUUUUUGUGAACCAGCCGCCUUGUUUUCUCUUUUAUACAUACCAUACGGAUUCUAUGGCAGCAUAUAUAGAUGCCUCGCGCUGGCUCUUGCGCAAAACAGCUUCAGCCAUACUCGGCUCAGAGGGGCUUUCACUGCCUACGCUCUCGCUGGCAUGAUCAGCCCAUUAGAACUCCCUCUAUCCAUGCUAUUCUAAUAUCAG
Pyricularia grisea is the source of this 731-nucleotide messenger RNA. RefSeq lists its product as uncharacterized. The record is from RefSeq and is a predicted model, not a curated record. Bases 390 to 725 code for a protein of 111 amino acids. The transcript has 2 exons. Lineage: Eukaryota; Fungi; Ascomycota; Sordariomycetes; Magnaporthales; Pyriculariaceae.